Molecule: messenger RNA, 4608 nt
Organism: Tribolium castaneum (red flour beetle)
Lineage: Eukaryota; Metazoa; Arthropoda; Insecta; Coleoptera; Tenebrionidae
Exons: 20
Coding region: 54-4583 (1509 amino acids)
Biological process (GO): regulation of small GTPase mediated signal transduction; activation of GTPase activity
Molecular function (GO): GTPase activator activity
Source: RefSeq, a predicted model, not a curated record
UUGCAAUUCGGACGAACAAACAAUCGUUCGCACCUUUAGUAGUUGUUCGGUGCAUGACAGCUGUUUUUGACGUCUGUUCACGUCAUUAUUUUUAUCAACAUAAACAACAGUUAAUCCACAUCGAGCUUAUGAAUUUGGGGCUGUUUAAUCGCAUGAACUUGAAAGAAAGCGGCGAGAAUAAGGGGAUGUAUUCAGAAUGGACGUCUUUAAGUCUCAUGCUUCAGAAGAACGGCGACGAAAACCAAAGUGUUUUAGAAAAGUUUGGUUUAGGGACGAGCAAAGAAGUGACUCUUGGCGUAGUAAGACAAUUGGCGAGUAAUUUGGGUAUUAGUCAACCAGCAGAACCUAGUCCUCUAGUGACUGAUAAAGAGGUGCAAUGGUGUAUGGAAGUACUGUGCUUUGGGCUGUCUUUACCCCUAUCAGAACAUGAGGCAAUCAAAGAUUGUGUUAAUGUUUACUGUGAGUGGCUGUCAGCGUUACUGAGCCCCAAAGUUUGCGUUCCUCAGCCAAUUGUUGAAGAUCCGAAUGUGUACGCGCGGAAGAUUAUCGCCCACCUUCACUAUUUAUUUAUUCCAAGGAAAGGAGAAGACUGGCCUUUUUUAUAUCAGGAUUUGGGAAUUGAUACAAUCAACAGGCAAGCCGUUUUGUGUCACAGGGUGUUGCGCACUCUCCAGCAAAUCGCUCACGAGUCAAAAUUGCUCGAACGCGAGACUUGGGAAGCACUUCUUUUAUUUUUACUCGCAAUAAAUGACACGUUACUAUCACCACCAACAGUAAAAGACGACGUAGCUGACCAACUUUGCGAAAGAGUUUUAAGUGUUUUAUUUGAGAUAUGGCUCAUAGCGUGCGCUCAAUGUUUCCCUUCACCACCUCUCUGGAAAACUUUGAGAGAGUGUUGUAUGAAUUGGCGUCAUCGAGUCGCACUAAUCGAGCAAUGGAAUCGAGUCAAUUUAGUUUUAACAUCCAAAGUUUUGGCGUUCAUGUACGGACCGGGUUUCCCUGAACUAAAAAUCGGCGAUGACGAUUUGAUAACUCAUGGUAUGUCAAAUGAGUGUAUAGCUCAGAGUUGGUACCGUUUUUUGAACACAAUCGGAAAUCCGAUUAGUUUGACUAAACCUGAAGUUAUUAGCCAAACUCAGAAGUUUCUUCAAUUUGCGAUAAGCACAGACAAUGUAAACGACCCCUGCCAACAUCCCUGUCUUCAGGCCCUCCCUUUGAUUUUUCUCAAAGCAAUCAAGGGAAUAGCUGGUCAAGUGGACGCAUUUCUCGGUGUAGCACAAGCUGUUUGGUGGGAAAAUAUGAUAACAGGGGGCAGCACUGAUAAGAGUAAAGAAGCCGCACCAAAUCAAACUUCUGCUACUUAUUCACCUAGUCCUACUCCUCCUACUCAACGCAGAUUGGCAAAAAGUUUUAGUGUGGCACCGUCCUCUGUCUCUAAGGGUAUUCCGAAAUCGUCUCUGAUCGGUUUGACGACAAGUCGGAGUUCGGUUGUUGCGACCGCUUCGGCCCCAAAUUCGGGACCUUCGUCAGCUUCGAGCGCUUCUUCUUUAACGUCUUUUGGUGUUGAAACACGCAACCCCUUAGCGCCAGGAAGGCCCCGAUGUAACAGUAUUUUGCAUUUAUUUGGCGAGUGGUUAUUUGAAGCUGCUUUUCUCGGUUGCGAUUUACACAACCGACAAACACACGACCAAAAUAAAAGACCCAGUUCGGUUUUGAUGGAGAGUUAUUCGCAACCGAGUUCAAUCAGUGACAUUCCUAGCUUGACCAUAGAUAAGUAUGAAGGUGGCAAGGCUGAAGCUUUGGGUACGCUUUGUCGAAUUAUGUGUGCGAAAAAAACCGGCGAGGAAAUACUUCCCGUGUAUUUAGCUCGGUUUUAUCUCGCUGUACAACAAGGGUUGAAAGCACCAAAUCGCGAGUGUGGCGAAACCAUGGUUGCAAUAUUAAUGAACUCAUCAGAUUUAUUCCGACUUGAUUUAGACGGGAUUCGAGUCCUUAUCCCUGUUUUUAUAACAGCGCUUGAGAUUGUUUUACCAGACAAAGAUUUGAAAUUAAAUUCGAAUGUUUCAAAAAUUGAAUUAAGAAGAGCUUCCAUCCAUUUAUUGUCAUCAAUGUUGGUUUUGCCGCUACAUUUUCAGAACGUUGUGAUUAAGGAAUUGAUAAGUUCAGGUUUCUCAGAGCGUCCUGUAACUUUCGCUCAACUCAAACCACGAUUGAUGAAUCUCGUCAUGAAUGCACUUCAGAUUGAGACCGACCCUCAAAAUACUCAUAUGUUACUUGGAAGUCUGUUUUUAUGUGUUCAAGAUUCGUCGAUUUAUGAGAAAGUCGAACAAGUGACACAACCACCGACUGAUACUUCCUCGAAUUUGCUAAGUUCAGCGUCCGACACUGCCAGUACCAUGAGCAUGGCUAGCAGUUAUGACCGUUCCACUUCACCUGAACACUUUGGUCCUGUUGAUUCGUAUGAUUUAAUGCCGAUAGAUUCGGCACAUGCCUUGUUUGUUAGGGCGACUUAUUUGGUAUGUCAUCGAUUGAUCAGUUCGUGGAAAACAGAUCUGAAUGUUUCUCUGGCGGCACUUGAACUGCUCUCAGGACUCGCCAGAAUACACAUCAAAGAGUCGGCUAGGAAGCUAACAGACGCGAUGGAGUGCAAAAGGGCCGUAAAGUGGCUUUGCGACUACAUCGUUUCGCAAUGUUCUCGCCCUCCACCAGCCCACUCCAAAGACCUGCACUCCACCAUCGUGGCCGCCUUCCAAUGUUGUUCCGUCUGGCUCCUGGAACACCCUUAUUUACUCCGCGACAAAGACUGUCUUACCACAGUCCUUGAAGUGGCAGAAUUGGGCGUUUCAGGCACUAAAUCAAUCGGAAAACCUGGCGAAAACAUAAAAAUGAAAGAACAAAAAGAACUCAAACCGGCUUCGAUGCGUGUGCGAGACGCUGCGGAAAAUCUCCUCACUUGUAUUUUAGAACAAGUUGGGUAUUUCCCCAAUGAAUGCGGCCCAGAAUCAAUUUCAUCGCUUCUUGACGAACUUGCUUUGUUGCAACAUUGCAAUUCGUGGCCCACCAAUUGCACGGAUCAAGCUGUUGCUGUUGAACGUUUUAGGUAUUUUGUGACUGAGGGCUCGGUCAUGUUGGCUCUACUCGAAGAACCGUUGGGGAAUGACCAAGACCCGCAACCGACAGUCACGAUUUUAAUACGAGGGCCAUUCGGACGUCAUGCCUGGACCAUGCAAUUGAGGCAUUUGCCGAGGCAUAGAGCAGGCAUGAAAUCACAUGCCUCAAACACUGGACGUCCUGUUGUCAUGCACGAAACACCCGUUUGUCCGCAAGUCAAACAAAAGUAUUUCCCCGACAGUGUUGAGAGAGUCACGCAGUGCAAAGUUGAUCAGUCAAUUCCGCCGCUUGAUUCGGUCAUAGCCCAAGACGAGGAAACAAACAAACUGGUCCAAUUAAUCGAGCGACAGACGACAGUUGAGGCAAAUCUAGCCGCCUCACAAUCGAAUUGUGUGCCACAAGAGUGUACACCGCCUCCUGUUUGUCACGAUUUUCAGACUUCUAGGUUGUUUUUGUCGCAUUUCGGGUUAUUGUCCCUCGGUGAUGAGGAAAAAGCGGAUGGGGCCCCGACUUUGACGGCUUUGGAUAGCAGUUCGGUUGAUUUUUGUAAGGAUUUGUCUGUUUUGGAUCAUUUGAGUCCGAGGACUUGUGAUACCGUUCAUAUUUUCUACGUCAAGUCGCAACAAGUUGACGCAAAUGAUAUUGUGAAUAAUGUGAGGGAGCAAAGUGGGAUUUCGGCCUACUUUUUUGAGUUUAUUCACACUUUGGGAUGGCCUGUUGAGGUGAACAAACACCCAGGGUGGACUGGCCACGUUUCGACGAGUUGGAAAAUUUCCCCUCAGGAAAACUCCGUUUCCGCGCGCAACUCCAGCUAUGACGGCACCACCCAUGUCUUGUAUUGGGCCGACGCCUGCUCUGAAAUAGCUUUUGUGGUCCCCUCUGUCAUAAAACCACCAGAACCAUCUGAACAAUCUUACAGCGCCUCAUUCUGGUACGAACGAAGCUUGUCUGAGACAAGCAAAGACAAGAGGGCCCUAAGUCUCGAACUGGACAAACAACCGGUGCCUCCUCGACGCUCGGGGCCCCGGUCAAACCUCCACCCGCACACUAAUACGAAAAUAAUGGUGGUAUGGUUGGAGAGUUUCGAGGAUCACUUAAAUCUUCCGAUUGAUGAUUUACUGAAUUGUAUGCACACCGGUUUAGAGCGAGGCUCCGUCACAAAAAGCAGCGAAGUGUUGGUCAUUUACUUACAUUUGAUGGCUUCGGGGCUGUUGAGGGUACAUCUGCAAGGGCCUCCAGGGCGUGUGGGGCUCGCGUCGCCCCUUAUCGACGGAAUGGUGGUCAGUCGGCGCGCCUUGGGCCCCCUUGUGAGGCACACGGCCCUAAAUAUGGCUCGUAGGAGAAGGCUUGACUCCGAUAGUUAUCAGCCCCCUCAUGUCAGACGCAGGCUUAAAAUCCAGGAAAUGGUUCAGAAAUAUAAACGCGAAAUGACUAAACCUGAAUUAUUAACUUAUUUAUUUAGUUCUACUUAAAUAAAAUUAAAUUGAAUUGAUUAUU